CAACACUGGCUGUCAGGCGUUAGGGUAUUGUUCAAGAAACUAACAACAAAAGUGAAAACACGAAAAUGCUGAGCAAAAGAGAAAACAAAACCACUUGCAAUUAUUACAACAUUUAAUCGCUAUAAUUAAGUUAAAUAAUACCGAAAACAAGUGAAAGUCUGCAUCUGCACAAGUGGUCUGACCAGUUCAGACCGGAAAUCCAAAAACAUAUCAACAAAGUACAAAAUUAAAAGUUUAAAAGAGACGCCCUGCAAGGGGUAUCUUAGGAAACAUUUAAUAAUUAUUUAAUAUUUUGCCGGCUUUUGAUCAAAUACUGAGGCAGCCGCAUCGGAGGAAAGUGAAAGAAAAGUAAAGCACAUCCGAAAAAGAAAAGAAAAGAGAGAGAGGCACACCGCACCCCGCAAUCCGCUAUCCGCCAUCCCGCAAUCGGCAAUCAGCGACGGAAAAUCAAUAAAAAGUCUCUCAGUGGAAAAAAAAGGCAAAAAGGCGAAAGGAAAAAAAACAACGUGCAAACAAGUUAAGAGGCAAGCUGCAAACUCCGCGCGCUCUUGCACGUGUGUUAGUGUGAGUGUGUGUGUGCAUGUGUGUGUUAACGUCUAACUGCUAAUCGCAAACCGCGUAACAAAAGCUUACGUAAAGCUUGGCGAAAAACACAAAAACAACAACGAAGCGAGAGCAACACAGACACCCCAUACCCCCCCUCCAAAAAAAUUAACUAAUAACUCUAUAAAAAAAAAACACCCCAGUUAAGCAAAAAAAAAACAGCAACAAAAAUGACUAAAGACAGAUUAGCCGCUCUGCAUGCUGCCCAGUCCGACGACGAGGAGGAGACCGAGGUGGCCGUCAACGUCGAUGGCCAUGACUCGUACAUGGACGACUUCUUCGCCCAGGUGGAGGAGAUCCGGGGCAUGAUCGACAAGGUGCAGGACAACGUCGAGGAGGUGAAGAAGAAGCACUCGGCCAUACUAUCGGCCCCCCAGACGGACGAGAAGACCAAGCAGGAGCUGGAGGACCUAAUGGCCGACAUCAAGAAGAACGCCAAUCGGGUGCGCGGCAAACUCAAGGGCAUCGAGCAGAACAUCGAGCAGGAGGAGCAGCAGAACAAGUCAUCGGCGGAUCUGCGAAUCCGUAAGACGCAGCACUCGACUCUGUCACGGAAAUUUGUUGAGGUGAUGACGGAAUACAAUCGCACCCAGACGGACUACAGGGAGCGGUGCAAGGGAAGAAUACAGCGUCAGCUGGAGAUCACCGGCAGGCCGACCAACGACGACGAACUGGAGAAGAUGCUGGAGGAGGGCAACUCGUCGGUGUUCACGCAGGGCAUCAUUAUGGAGACACAGCAGGCGAAACAGACGCUGGCGGACAUCGAGGCUAGGCACCAGGACAUCAUGAAGCUGGAGACGAGCAUCAAGGAGCUGCACGACAUGUUCAUGGACAUGGCCAUGCUGGUGGAGUCGCAGGGCGAGAUGAUCGAUCGCAUUGAGUACCAUGUGGAGCACGCUAUGGACUAUGUGCAGACGGCAACUCAGGACACCAAGAAGGCUCUGAAAUACCAGAGUAAAGCGCGACGAAAGAAGAUCAUGAUACUGAUCUGCCUCACUGUGCUGGGCAUCUUAGCGGCCUCAUAUGUUAGCAGUUAUUUCAUGUAAAUCUCGAAUGCAAUUACUUACUAUACUCACCAAAACACAUAACAUAAUCAUAUAUACUGUACACCCACACCCACACCCACAACACAACACACUCAUUGGGCUCGAUCCAAGUCUGUUUAGGAUGUUGCGUAACCCACCCAGAGAAACAGAGAAACUCAAACAGAAAAUUGAAAUUGAAAUUGAAAUUGAAAUGUAAACGCAACCAGUGACCCUGACCCUGAAAAUCUCACGAAAUUAGGGAUCGAUUACACCAAUUAUAGCUAAUAUUGUAGAGAAACUUGUAUGGUUAGUCGAUAAUACGAAUUAAAAAAUACAGAAAGAGUCUCAAUACCCCGAAGAGUCUACACCCACACUUAACACUCGAAACUCAGAAUCGAUAUAGCUACCAGAAUACUUAGUAAAAAAAAAAAAAAUAAUAAUAAUAAAAAUACAAAAUGUAAACAAAUUGCUAAUUGAAAUACCUAUUAUGAAUUGAAAACUUACAAAAGUAAUUGCAAAAAAAGAGCAUGAAAUUUUAUUGAUUAUUGUUAUAAUGCGAAGCAAAAAAAAAAAAACAGAAAAGAAAAGAAAAAGGAAAAAGUUUAAAUUAUAAUAAAAGAUAGGAAACACAUUCAAGACACAACUCACCACUCCACCACUCACCACUCACUGGUAUGCUUGCGAGGAGGGGGGAGUCUCCCCUCCCUUCAAACUUGAAGAUGCAUUUAGUUUUUGUUUGUUUAGAUAGUUUAGUUAACCGUUAUAAGCUCUCACCUAUAGUAGCCCAUCACCCACACCCACACACUCGAAUCACUCGAACAAAUCUCUAGUUAACUUUGAAUAUUCAUUAUAAAAAGAUUGUUUAUUAUGCGAGAUAAUAACUAUAUUGACUAUUUACUAUAAUUCUAUUUACUUAACAUGUUCAUAUUUAUUGAAUGCAUAUAUAUAUAUAUAGAGAUAUACACACGACAAAUAUAUAAACUAGUUGAUACUUGAAAGCAAGCCCAGAUGAGAGAUGUAAAGAGAGGCAGAAGCAGAAGCAGAGGAAGUCGAUGGAAUGCCACAGAACAGAAACGUAAACACAGACACUAGCACGUGCGACUUCCCAGACUCCAAUUGAUCGGCAAACUGUUUUUUAACUUGAUUUUCCGUAUUGUUGUCUCAACAAAGAGCAAGUUUUUUUAUUUGUUGUCAUAGACUUCCCUUAAAACUGGUUUUUCUUUUUUUAAUUUUCAUCUCAGAAACCAAAACUCAUGCCCUCACUCACAUCUUACGGCCAUUAUUUCUUUCUUGAUUCUUGAUUAACCUAAUUUAUUUUUCGUUUUUUUCCUGCCCCGCCUCCACCACCACUACCUACCACCACCCUCCCACCACAACAACUAACAAUUGGAAUGCAAACAUGUACAUUCCUCAUAAAUAAAUCAAAUAUGUACUCCCCGGCAUGCUGCGGCUUUU
Molecule: messenger RNA, 3083 nt
Organism: Drosophila ananassae
Lineage: Eukaryota; Metazoa; Arthropoda; Insecta; Diptera; Drosophilidae
Gene: Syx1A
Product: syntaxin-1A
Exons: 2
Coding region: 774-1649 (291 amino acids)
Biological process (GO): intracellular protein transport; synaptic vesicle fusion to presynaptic active zone membrane; exocytosis
Cellular component (GO): SNARE complex; synaptic vesicle; endomembrane system
Molecular function (GO): SNAP receptor activity; SNARE binding
Source: RefSeq, a predicted model, not a curated record